Molecule: messenger RNA, 248 nt
Organism: Racocetra persica
Lineage: Eukaryota; Fungi; Glomeromycota; Glomeromycetes; Diversisporales; Gigasporaceae
Source: the annotation of a GenBank genome assembly
AAAAAAUUAAUAAAACAGUUGUCUUACCUCUUUAUCAGCUUAUUGCACCAAGUAAAAAUCGAAGAGGACACCAAAUUCCAAGACCUCAAAAUAGUUUUGUAUUAUACAGAAGGAACUUAAGUGUAGCAAUUAAUAGAACAAAUGAUGCAACAAACAAUCUCGCAAUUAAUAAAACGAAUGAUGCAACAAACAAUUUUAAAUUUAUUUCAAAAGAAGCGGCCAAAAAUUGGUCAAAAGAAAGUAAUGAG